Molecule: messenger RNA, 1752 nt
Organism: Talaromyces rugulosus
Lineage: Eukaryota; Fungi; Ascomycota; Eurotiomycetes; Eurotiales; Trichocomaceae
Exons: 1
Coding region: 1-1752 (583 amino acids)
Biological process (GO): glycolytic process; glucose 6-phosphate metabolic process; intracellular glucose homeostasis
Cellular component (GO): cytosol; mitochondrion
Molecular function (GO): D-glucose binding; mannokinase activity; glucokinase activity
Source: RefSeq, a predicted model, not a curated record
AUGAUACAAAACUGCCAGGUCUACACGCCUGUGUGGACUCAACAAUUGCACAAAGCAAACAAUUUCCACAAGCACACGCCGCCCACUAUGACUCUGGCUGCCACUAAGCCGCUACAAGACUUCCUAAGCCCGCUGCGAACCGGCGAUUCGCAGCUGUAUGACGUCGCCUGCUCGUUCUCUAACGUCUUUAGCGACCUAGCCUCGAGCAGCGAUGACAGCCUGUUCAGUCCGGUGCCAGUGACCUAUCUGCCCAGCGGCCGCGAGAGUGGUCGGUUUCUAGCGGUGGAUGUCGGCAUCACCACGCUGAAAGUGGCCUUUAUCGACCUGCUCGGCGAGACGGCCACGAGAUCGCGCUCAAUGAGCAAUAUGAUCCGCAAAGCCCGCCAUUCGCACGUGCGCCGGACACUGGAAAAAGCAUGGCGGAUCGAGGACAGACUGAAGUACGACCAGCCGCACGAGCUGUUCUUGUGGAUCGGAAACUGCAUCGCUGAGGUCGUCAAAGAUGACUUGCUGUCGUCGAACUCGACCGAUGACGCCCCAUCCCACAUUGAAACCGGCAUUGCUUUCGGUCUUCCCAUCCGGCAGGACUCGCUCGAAGAGGCGACGCUCAUGCCGACGGGCAAAGGGUUCACCAUUGACUCUGAUCUAGACCUGCGAAACUCGAUUCUGCAAGGGUACGAGCGCCAUACUCAGCGAGGAGACGACGAUGGCGAACGCUCGACGAAGCGUCAACGACAUUACGCGCUUCCUAAGCUUAAAAUCACCGCUCUCACCAACGACGCCGUCGCUACGCUGCUGUCUCUAUCGUACUCAAUCAAGUCGUAUCCCAACAGCCGUGUGGCAAUGGGCAUUGUCCUCGAUGAGGGCUGCAACGCAACUAUCCCAAUGACCCUGUCCGAUCUCCAUCCGUCCAAAAGCCGGCCCAUUGCAACUCGGGAACCCAACGCAGCACAAACACUGGUCAGCACGGAAUGGACGCUGCACGGCGCAGCCGCGCCGCUUCACGAUCACGGAAUUAUCACCAAGUGGGAUAUGCAACUCGACUCGCAGUCCGCUCGGCCGGGCUUCCAGCCGCUCGAGUACAUGACGGGUGGCCGCUAUAUUGGCGAAUUGGUGCGGAUUAUCUGCCAUGAUUACUUCACCAGUAUACUCGGCAUCUCCGAACGAUCACUUCCUAUAAACCUCGUUCAGCCAUACAAGCUCCGCUCAGAUUUCCUCAUCACCAUGGUCUCAACGUAUUCAUCCACCACCACUCUCGCCGAAUGCCUCAACCGCGAUAUGCCGGCCCCGGCCUCCAGCGGCUGGACCUGGACAGGCAAGACAGCCAGCGUGCUUCGCGAGAUCCUACAGGCCGUGCAGGCCCGAUCAGCCGCGCUGGUCGCCGCCGCAACCGUCGGUCUGCUGGCCUCUAACCACGAGAUCUCUCUGCGAGACCCGCGCACUCCGCCGUUCAGCCACAGUCUGCUGCUGAGCUGCUCUCCGUCGAAAAGCUUCCACGAGAUGACGUUUGGAUCGCGCCCGACGGACUGGCGCGGCGGGCCUGAGGAACUCGUGGUAGCCUGCAUUGGCGGCGUGAUUCAGCAGUAUCCCAAGUACAUUGAGAACUGUCAGCGGUAUAUCGACCGCUUGGUGAUUCAGUGCGGACCGCAAGAAGGGGGCAAGAGUAUCUUUCUGCGGGAAGCGAGCGAUGGGGUUAUCAUAGGCGCGGGCGUUUUGGCAGGCAUGGUUGGGCAGAGGACGAAAUUAACUUAG